UCGACGAAUUUCUUUUUAUCAUAUUUUUUUUAAGUUCGCUUUCAUAAUUAUGUCAUCCAUAUCAUAUAUUCUAUUAAUUACUAGUAUUAAAAUGGAGUAAACAAACUAUACAGAAUUCAGGGAAGAAAUAUGUUAAACACUUCUUUUAGUUCAAAUAAUGAAUUAACAUUUGAAUUUAACAGGUAGACUGUCAACAUGUCUGCAGUUAGAAGUAAUUUAUAUAUAGACGACCUAGUGAAUUUUGCUGAAGCAACGAUUUCAAAUGAAAAAAGUGAAAUAGCUGAAUUUUUUGCUCAUACUAACAUUUUGAUAACAGGAGGUACAGGUUUUCUAGGGAGCCUAGUCAUCGAAAAGUUGCUCAGAUGUUGUCCAGGUAUUACAAAAUUAUAUAUGAUAGUAAGACCAAAAAAAGGAAAAACUGCUUUAGAUCGAUAUAAAGAAGCUUUUGGAGAAGUUAUAUAUGAUAAGUUAAGACAUGAGCAACCGAAUUUUCUACAAAAAAUAGUAAUGUUAGAAGGUGAUGCAAUGGAAGAAGAUUACGGAUUGUCGCCAGAAAAUAAAAAUGCUUUAAUGGAUGUAAACAUUAUUUUUCACGUAGCUGCAAUUGUACGAUUUAAUGAAAAACUUCGAACUGCAGUCAAAAUUAAUGUUAAAAGCACAAAGUUCUUGUUAUCAUUCGCAAAAAAAUUACCAAAUUUGAAGGCUUUUGUAUACGUAUCAACUGCGUUUUCACAUUGUAUAGAUAAAAAUAUCGAUGAAAUACACUAUACAGAUAUCGAUGCAGAUAAAGUUCUGGCAUUAUUAGAUAUCUUGGAUGAUGAAAAAUUGGAUCAAAUAGAAUCUGUAUUGUGUAGUAAAUGGCCAAAUACAUAUAUAUUUACUAAGGCACUAGGAGAGAAUGUAGUAUUAAAAUACAGUAGUGAUCUUCCAGUUUGCAUUGUACGACCUAGCAUUGUUAUAGCAACUUUCAAAGAACCAAUUUCUGCAUGGAUAAAUAAUAUGAAUGGAGCUACAGGUGUAGUUCUGGGUUGUGGUACAGGUUUACUACGUUCAUUCCAUUGUAAAAAAGAAAAUGUAGCAGAUGUCAUACCAGCAGAUUAUGUCAUUUCCAACAUUGUUUCUUCUGCUUGGGAUGUUGCCAAGAGAAAAGCUGCAAUAAAACCAGACCAAGUUUCUAAUCUAACUAAUGAAGAAAAAAUACCUAUUUAUAAUUCGGUAUCUUCUUGUCAAAAUCCAAUUACUUGGGGUAAAUUUGUGGAAAAGAAUGUAAAGUAUGGAUUGGAAAUACCUAGUAUAAACUGUGUUUGGUAUUAUAUGCUGAUACUCAAUAGAUAUUUAUUUGUUCAUAAUGUCUGUGUUUUUUUGCUUCAUAAAAUACCAGCAGUUAUUGUUGAUACAUUAGUUUAUCUUGCUGGUCGGAAACCUACAUUAGUAGGUAUAUACAACAAGGUACAUAAAUUUACUGGUGUGAUACAUUACUUUUCAACAGGCGAGUGGAAUUUUAAAAAUGACAACGUUAUAAAACUUUGGAACAAAAUGAAUUCUGUUGAUAAAGAAAUUUUUUGUGUUAAUGUACAAAAUUUGGACUGGGAUGAAUAUUUCUAUCAAUAUGUAAGAGGUCUUCGUUUAUAUAUAUUAAAAGAUCCUAUGGACACACUACAAGCAAGUCAAAAGAGAAUUAGAAAGCUACGUGUAGCGCAUUACUUAAUUGUACUAAUAGUUAUACUAAUAACUUUAUGGAUAGCAAUAUCAUUUAUAAGUUUCCUUUGGUCAUUUUGUCCUUUAUCACGUUAAUAAUUAUAAUAGAAAUAUUAUAUUUUUUUUUAUUUAUAAUUGAAAAUAAUCUUGCCUUAUUAUCGUGCAUGCUCCAAACGGUUGUUCACAAAUGACUUGUUUCGUUAUAAGGACAAUAGAUGUCGCCACGAAGCUGUAUUAUUUUGAUUAAAAUAAAAUAUAUUUUUUUUAAAUAU
Frieseomelitta varia is the source of this 1970-nucleotide messenger RNA. Its product is annotated as fatty acyl-CoA reductase wat-like. Gene Ontology annotation, molecular function: alcohol-forming very long-chain fatty acyl-CoA reductase (NADP+) activity. The record is from RefSeq and is a predicted model, not a curated record. Gene Ontology annotation, cellular component: peroxisome. The transcript is spliced from 9 exons. Lineage: Eukaryota; Metazoa; Arthropoda; Insecta; Hymenoptera; Apidae. Gene Ontology annotation, biological process: long-chain fatty-acyl-CoA metabolic process. The coding region runs from base 196 to 1794 and encodes 532 amino acids.